This is a messenger RNA of Vitrella brassicaformis, 2419 nucleotides long. The record is from the annotation of a GenBank genome assembly. Lineage: Eukaryota; Vitrellaceae.
GGUGCUGGGAGUGCUCUCCGACAGGGCGUUUCGUCGAUGGCGUCCGCCGCCGCUCUCUUCGCUCCAAGGAAAUGCUUCAGCUUCUAUCGGCCGGAGCCGACCCCAACGCGCCGGUCGUUCGGGAGAGUCACUUCUCGCGGUCAGCUGGCAGCGAGGGCGGCUUUGCAGCCGUCGUCGAGGUGUUUGCGUGGAAGGCCGGAAGCCGCCUGGCGCCCCCACUGGUGGAUGCGCUCAUCCCGGCGCCGACCUCUCGUUUCUCUGCCGCCGAUUCCCGCGACCAAAGCCGAGGCGGCGCGACCGCGUUGCUUCCUUCAGCCGGGACACGGACACCCUCUACGAGGCAUGCCGCCACCAUGACGUCAUCGAGGGCGCCAUUGACCGUGCAGUCGAGCGGCUGGACCACCACAUGGUCCGCCAGGUGAUGGCCAUGAGCGACAUAUCGUCUGUGUCGCUGCGGCCGAGCUGGGCGACACUCAUGGCGACGGCGAUGCAGGUGUCCGCCAAUCAGCGGUACGACGGCCCCCAAGCCGCUGCGGUGCGUCAAAUCGCCGAGGCGUUCCUUCCCCCGUCAGCCCCUUCCUCUCCACCCGCCCCCCCUGCCGCUGAGGUCCGCUGCCGAGAGGAGCGUCGGUGGGUCUGUUCGUCUCUGUCCAGGUCGCUGAGUCGCCACCGGGUCCACCUGUACAGUGGUGACGACUGCAGGGGUGCGGACCACGUGCUGGUCUCAGCGGCUCGCUAUGGCGACGUGGCGCUUUUCCAGCUGGUGAUGGACAGGGGAGGGCGGCACGAGUGUGAGCUUGGGCAGAUGCUGAGGGCUGUGGGUGGCGUGGUGGAGGUCACUUUGAGGACUUUGGCCAAGGAGGCGAUUCACGCCGGAUCGACGGCCAUAGUUCGCCAUCUGGUGCUGCACGAGGGGGCCGAGCUGCCGGCCUCGAUCAUCACAGCGAAGUUCCCAUCCGCGGCCCCCACCCGCCAAGAGACCAGCAGCCUCACCGAGGCCAUUCGUCUGGGGGGCGACAUGGCCGUGCUGUGGCCAGAGGCAGUCAGGUGGGAUCGCAUCACUUCCUCCAAGCAGAGGAGACAACAGCUCCGAUUGGUCUACCAGGGCUAUCUGAAUCAGGUUGGUGGGCUGGCUCACGGAGGGAGGGAGGCAGUGAAGGGAUGGUCCCCUCCCUUGAUCCGAUCGAUCCGUCUCUGAUUUCCUCUCAGGUGUCUGUUUGUGUGGAGCGAAGGGCCAAGGCGGCCCUGACAACGCUCUCCUGCCUCUAUACGGCCGCCCACAGCCAUCCGGUCCUCUCAGCCGACGCUCAGUCCGCCCCCACACUCGGCCCGCUGCUCAUCCAGCAGCCCCCCCGCCACCUCCACUUCCCCACAUCCACGCCAUUCGGCCGCCGCAUCGCCAUCGCUCUCAACCACGCUGUCAAUUCAGUGGCCAUGGGCAGCACGGAGGGCUCGGACCAUCAGCAGGGUGCCGCAGCCACAUGGAGCAUCACUCACCAGCUGAGUCGGCCGCUGUUUGUGAUAGCUGGGGUGGAUGGCCGGCGUCUGUCGCUCUAUGACGUCAUCGAGAAAGCCAGGCGAGACGAGGCGGCCAAACACGGCCUGACAAUCGACGAGAGGGCCGGCAGCGACACGGCUUUCGAUUGGGCGGACGUGGGCUUCAUCGAGGACCGCCGAUUCGUGUCGCUGCGUCUCGACAGAGCCGUCAUUGCGGCCCAGCCCGCCGCCGGUGCUGCUCGUCCCGCCGUGAUGCAUCGCCGGUGGACGGCCGCUGACAUUGUCGCGCCGCCGCCUCGCAGUGUGUUCGGUCCCGCCAGCCCCCGGCCGCUCAUCGACCCCCAGGAGCUGCUGCACACCAAGGGAAGGGCCAUCUUCAGGUGGACGGGCAAUAUCCAUGACGACAAGCAGGUGACCCAACUGCAAUAAGUGAUCCGAUCUCACUCAAGGCCCUCUGUGUGUGUGUCGGUGCGUGUGUUGUAGGCCACUGCUGCUUCUGCCGGCGGUGCAUUGGCCGCGGCCCACUCAUUCUCCCUUCCCCACCCACCAGCCAUGCCGUCACCAUCAGUGGCGGGUCACAACGACCAGCCCGCCGUCUCAUCGGCAGCCAAUGAGGCCUCGCCACCCUCCCGGCCGCAUGAGUGACAGCAGCAGCCAGAUGGGCUGAUGGGGCGAGAGACAUAGAUGCAUCUGUGCGGACGAUAUGGAGAGAGACUGCAGAGAGAGGUGUGUGAGUGAGUCGGUCCGUAGCCUUUCGGGCUGAUCUCUUCUCCGUGUUCGCGGGGAGAUCAAGGUGCAUCCAUGGGUAGCAUAGCGUGCAUGUGUGUGUGUCCAAACGGCAGACAGGCAUGUGUUCCUUUCGUGAUGUCUAUGGAUGUGGACAAUCGAAUCCACCGACUGCGAAUGAACGGAUCUGGCAACC